Linum trigynum is the source of this 3244-nucleotide messenger RNA. The record is from the annotation of a GenBank genome assembly. Lineage: Eukaryota; Viridiplantae; Streptophyta; Magnoliopsida; Malpighiales; Linaceae.
GAUGAUGGACCUUCCACCACCACCACCACCACUACCACCAACCAAUUUAGGAAGAGAAGCACCAUUUCUAUUGCCAAUUGCCAUCUUCUUCCCUCUAUAUUCCUUCCUUUUUUUCUUUUUUUUUCUCCUUUUCUUCAUAUCCCACACAGGCUGGUAACUAACUCAUUGAAGCAGGCUGCAUUUACAGAGAAAAAAACAAAACCAACCUUGUGUCUGCCACUUGCACUGCUAUCUCACUUUGAUCCCUUUCUGCAAUUGCCCGCCUUUUUUCUGCAGUCAAUCGUUUACCCUUCUUGUUCAAACACGAGGAAAGGUGCUCCUUUUACCCCGUUCCUGCUUUCAUUUUCACCCGUUAACAGAGACCGCUUGGUUCCACAAGCUUCCUGCAGAAUCCUUUCAAACAAGUCAGGGUUCUGUGAGAGAAGAAAAGGAAGAGUGCACAAAGGAGAAAGGAAAAGCUGAGUACUUUUACCCUUUUCAAUACCCACCACUCACAGGCUUCUUACUUGUACCCCUCUCUAUAUAAAUACAUAUAUGCAUAACACACGGAUAUCCUAGGGACUCACCACCCAACAUAGCAUUGUAACAGCGCCCUUUCGCUUGGAAUUCAAAGCACCCAACAUGAUGUUAUUUUCUAGCGCCAGAAACUUCCUACAACGGUUCUGUACUGAAGAUGUUCACUCACGACGCAUCCCGAAUCAUGGCAGCUUCUUUUCCAAUGAUCUCUUGCCAUCGCUUGGAGCCAGAAUAAACCAGACAACUAAACUCAGAAGACAUAUCAUUUCACCUUAUGAUCCUCGGUAUAGGGCUUGGCAGAUGUGGCUCGUUGUUCUGGUCAUCUACUCUGCCUGGAUCUCUCCAUUCCAGUUUGCAUUUCUAACUUACAAGAAAGACACCCUUUUUGUUAUCGACAACAUUGUCAAUGGUUUCUUUGCCAUUGACUUGGUCCUCACCUUCUUCGUUGCCUAUCUGGAUAGCCAAUCUUGCCUUCUCGUCGAUGACCCUAAGAAAAUAGCAAUAAGGUACAUAUGUACCUGGUUUGUCUUCGACGUCUCUUCCACUGCACCAUUUCAGCCUGUGAGCCUCCUAUUUAGAGAACAAAGCAGUGAACUCGGAUUCAAAUUACUCAACAUGCUACGUCUCUGGCGUCUCAGGAGAGUCAGCUCCCUGUUCGCAAGACUUGAGAAAGACAUCAGAUUCAAUUAUUUCUGGACUCGAUGUUUGAAGCUUGUUUCUGUAACCCUAUUCGCGGUACAUUGUGCUGGAUGUUUCAACUAUCUCAUUGCAGACAGAUACCCUGACCCCACAAGAACCUGGAUCGGUGCAGUAAACCCUAAUUUCAAAGAAGACUCUCUGUGGAACAGAUAUGUCACUUCAAUGUAUUGGUCUAUCACUACGUUAACUACAACUGGUUAUGGAGACUUGCAUGCUGAGAAUCCAAGAGAGAUGCUUUUCGAUAUAUUCUACAUGUUAUUCAACUUGGGACUAACGUCUUACCUAAUUGGGAACAUGACAAACCUCGUCGUGCAUUGGACCAGCCGGACACGGAAUUUCAGGGACAUGGUCAGAGCUGCUUCAGAAUUCGCCACUAGGAAUCAGUUGCCACCCCGCAUCCAGGACCAAAUGCUGUCACACAUAUCUCUGAAAUUCAAAACAGAAGGAUUGAAGCAACAAGAGACCGUGAAUGGCCUUCCAAAGGCCAUUCGCUCAAGCAUUGCACAUUAUCUCUUCUAUCCCAUUGUUGAAAACGUCUAUCUGUUCCAAGGGGUUUCACAUGACUUUCUUUUCCAGCUGGUCUCAGAAAUGGAGGCUGAGUAUUUUCCACCAAGGGAAGAUGUCAUACUUCAGAAUGAAUCUCCAACAGACCUCUACGUACUGGUGUCGGGAACAGUGAAUUUUUUAACCUCAGUUGACGGACAUGAUCGAGUUGUUGGCAAAGCUACUGCAGUAGAUAUGUUUGGGGAGAUGGGAGUUUUAUGUAACAAGCCUCAACCUUUCACUGUCAAGACUACUGAGCUUUCUCAAAUAUUACGACUCAGCAGAACUUCUCUAAUAAACACCCUACAGACAAACGUGGACGACGGGCAUAAAAUCAUGCAUAACCUUUUCAUGAAACUGCAAGGGCAAGAGAGCAUACCCUCUGAAAGCAAUGGAGGAAUGAGCCCUAGAUGCUGUCCAAUGGAAGGAAGUCAAGGCUAUUCACAUGGGGAUAAAUCAGUUUCUCAAAGAGGGGAAGAUUCACUGACAACAGAUUUUAAAGAGAAGAAUGAAGUAGGAGAAGGCCAUAAUUUUACGAGAGAGACUGCAGAUUUAAUGAAUGGCCAAACAACUCUGCAUGCUGCAGUAUCCAAGGGGUAUAUAGAAAUGACAAAGGUUCUGCUUGAAGGAGGGUCAAACACGAACAAACCAGAUGAUAGAGGGUGGACUCCCAAGACAAUUGCGACAGAGCGAGGAGACAAAAGCAUAUAUGACCUCUUAGUAAGCUACGAAAGUAAAACCCAAAGGACAGGUUUCAUUGACCAGGAAACUGCAUGGCUCAAUUCAGCAAAGGGAAUCACAAAAGUCACUUCAAGUGAUUUUGACGACAGGGAAGCAAAAAGCUUGAGCACGAAGAGAGUAACCAUCCAUAUGAAAUACCAAGUUGAAAGAACAUCAAGCCAAUGGGGGAAAUUGAUUAUCCUACCUGAGUCCAUGGAAGAGCUGCUCAGGAUUGCUGGUGAGAAAUUUGGAGGCAACACAUUUGCAAAAGUCAUCAAUGCUGAAAAUGCAGAAAUUGAUGAUAUAUGUGUCAUUCGAGAUGGAGACCAUCUAUUUUUCCUUCAAAACGACAUAGAAAGUAUGUAAGCCAACAACGCCCACAACAAUCAGAAGGCAGUGAUCUAGAAGCUAGAAAGAGCUGUGUAUAUUCCGCAAUCUGUAUUAGAAAUAUAACGAGAAUAGAGUACAUAAAUUGAUGAAAAUGAGCAUCUGAAUCUGGCCACUGAUGCUUACUUUAAGAAGUCUACCAUAAUAGUAACACUUUCACUAGCUACUUUAACGAGAGAGAAAAGAAAGAAAAAGUUAAGGUCACAAUCCUGUGGCUAUAUGAACAGAGUUGGAGACAAUUUCUUCUUCUGUAUCUGAUUGAGCGUACACGAAUGGAGGUGAUUCAGAUCGCAGAAAAGAAUCACGGCAUUGAGUUGGCCUAGGAACCUCACGAGCAGCGAAGCAUGUGAAUGAUUCGCCAUAAAGAUCAAAAGGGUGA